GCCACCAUGCCGCCGCGCCGCCGGGGAUCUUCAGGCUACCGCGGCGUCCGCACGCGCCCCAACGGCCGGUACUCCGCCGAGAUCCGGUCCGGCGACGUCCGGCUCGGCCUCGGCAUGUUUCGGACCGCGCACGAGGCGGCCCGCGCGUACGACGCGGCGGCGUGGCGCCUAGAGAGGCCUCCGUCCCAGAUGAACUUUCGGGACGUCCACACGCGCGAACAGGCGCAGGCCGUCGCCCCUCCGCCUCGUCUGAUCACGGACCAGGACCGUGCGGACCACAUUCGCCUGCAGCGCCGCCUCCUCGUCGCCGAGGAAGACGAGCGAGCCAUGGCGGAGUGGCGCCGGCGCCACCCGGAGGACGUCGCCAACGAGCGCGCCUACUGGGCGGAGAGGACGGCAAGGCGCCGCACGGAGCGGGCGGACCGGCGUCGGCGGAAGGCUUUAGCGAUAUCGCAGUGCGAUAUCGUUGAAGCAGGUGGGAGGUCGAUCUUCAUGUCAGACGACGAACGUUGGGAGGAUAUAUGGAUCGAUACCUCGGACAGCACCUCCGAGGAUGAGGACUCGGAGUAG
Molecule: messenger RNA, 570 nt
Organism: Aegilops tauschii subsp. strangulata
Lineage: Eukaryota; Viridiplantae; Streptophyta; Magnoliopsida; Poales; Poaceae
Biological process (GO): regulation of DNA-templated transcription
Molecular function (GO): DNA-binding transcription factor activity; DNA binding
Source: RefSeq, a predicted model, not a curated record